Molecule: messenger RNA, 872 nt
Organism: Blepharisma stoltei
Lineage: Eukaryota; Ciliophora; Heterotrichea; Heterotrichida; Blepharismidae
Source: the annotation of a GenBank genome assembly
AUGGAUUAUCUCGAAGCCUUACGUCCGUCUUUUUGGAGUAAAGGUGAUAGUUCUUUUUUAUGGAUUUACGUGUUAAUAUUGAUACUGCUAUUUUCAGCAUAUGUCAAGCUUAGAGAUUCAAUAUACCAUAAAAAGACUUUCUCUGAAGAAAGUUUGAACCGAACUAGACUUGAAGUGAGGUCAAAUUGGGAAAGACGACAAGAAGAGCUAAGGAGGGCAAGGGUUUAUGAAGAAGAGAAACAGUUAAUUAGUGGUUAAAACGGGCAUUAUUUCAGAACCUAGCAAAUCAAGUUUAGCUUCACUUUUCGUGUUACGCUAGGCACUAAAGCCACCAACCCCCUUUUAUCAGGGUCACUAAAAUGAUGAUAUUGUCAAUAUAACAGGGAAAUUUAGCCGAACCUGCUUUUAUCAAAAUUAAUCCUUGGCAGUGCUCAGAGUAAGGGAAUCGUACAAUGCCUCUUUCUGGAAUUACCUCUGCCAUUUAUAGGCAGCAGAAUGCUCUUCCAGAAGUACUAUUGAUGCUGCGCUGUCAGUCUCUUGAAUGUGGGUUGAGGGAAAGCCCAGCCUGAGAGUCCCUCUAGCAGCUCCUCCAAAUAACAGCACAAAGCACUUACCCUUGAAGUUUCCGGACCUUCUCUCGCAGCACACCAUGAUGGAGAAAUGUUUUUUAUGAAGAAGAUAAAGAGGAGGAAAAAUUAGAGCCAAAGCCAGAUAUUGAAGAGGAAAAAAAGCCUGAACCAAGAAAUAGUGGACUUCAACCACCUCCAAGGCCAGUGAAAAAAGCCGAGCUUAACCGAUAUGACCCAAGUGGGCCUCGAAUAGGAAGGCCAAGCUCAUACACAGCGCCUUGCGCUACUGGGACUUGACGUUAG